Messenger RNA from Thunnus maccoyii (southern bluefin tuna), 2922 nucleotides. RefSeq lists its product as uncharacterized. NCBI's taxonomy places the organism in Eukaryota, Metazoa, Chordata, Actinopteri, Scombriformes, Scombridae. Gene Ontology annotation, cellular component: plasma membrane. The coding region runs from base 1864 to 2457 and encodes 197 amino acids. The record is from RefSeq and is a predicted model, not a curated record. The transcript has 3 exons.
AAACUGAAGCAGAAGUUAAAUACUUGCACAACAGUCUUUAAUAUUAGUUGGAACUUCUUCAGUAUACUCUUGUCUUGAGUGAAACAUCUGGCCAAGGACAAGAGAGAGCAACUAUAUGACACAACUACAGAGCUUAAUCUGAUCUGUUUGGCAGGCUGACAGAAAACCACACGUAAGGUGAGAGACAGCAGCUGGGAGUUUGCAAAAAGGUUUGUAACUUACUGCAAUGGCACAGAAAAAUCUGUUUUGAUAUUGCGAAAGAAAGCAAAUCAGUACAUCUAGGCACAUGAGCAAACAUGCAUGACUUCAGUUCUGCCUGGUGUGUCGUUCUCUGGGGGUAGAAAUGUUAUCGACUGCCAUCAUUUAGCAGCAGGGAUCAAGAGAUUUGAAGGGGAAACUGAACGGAUGCAAAUGUAAACAAAGUUUCAAGUAAAAAUGCUUUAAUGCAGUAAAGACAUCAGAUAAGGGUAUUCAGUCACUGGUGAUAUGAAGCAAUCGACACUGAAAUAAGCUUCAGAGGAAUCUGGCCUGAGUUGUUCUGCUAUCCAUCCAAACUGACCAAGCUAAAGCAAAUAUAGCCUAAAAUUGGAGACACCAUAGUUGUUUUCAACUUUACUGACAGUGUAAGACAUCAGUAAACAUUUGAGAAUCACAAAUUCAAAAGUGUAAAACUAAAAAUAACAAAGGAAAUGUGAGGGUGUUUCCAGAGUGUGCAGAAAUUCAACAAAAUACCUAAAACACAAAACAAAAUGAAGAUCUGAUGAUUUCAGGCAUCUCAAUUUUUAAAUUUCACACCAAUGUGCAUGGAAUAGUGUUCUGGGGUGCUACAGAGUAAGAUUACAGUACAGAUUUUGUACAUCUGUAUUUGUUGGGUGUAGGGGCUGUGGCUGCCUGGCCACCCGAGCAAAAACAGGAUGUGGUCGGCCUGUUUCACAUUCAGACAUCUUGCUUAGCUUUUGAACUUGGUAGGUGCACACUACAGUUGAAAGAUGUGAUCUUUCAACUAACUUACUAAACUUUUGCAAUGUUUUUUUUUUCUUUUGGCUUAAAUCAAAGUGUUUAAGUUAUAGUUCAGUUCUUGGACUCAUGUAACCCUUUCAGACUCCUUUUAAUACAAUGUAAUGUCAAGAAUACAUGUCUUCCAUUUAGACUUUUUUGAUGUUAAUGUGGAGUUGUGAUGUCAUCGACAACAUGUAGACAGAUAUGACUGUACAAGGUUGGCAUGUUUUAGAGGAAAUGAACUUACUGUACAUUUCUAUAAAGUGUAUGUACUGUGUUCUGGAUGUAUACUUUGUACAACCUGCAUCUGUGCUGCAGUCAACCUUGAAGAGAAAAAUUCAAAUAUGUAAAAAGAAAAAAUGUCUUCCUCUUUCCAUGAAUACUAUAUGUGCACACUUUCUUAUCUCUCCUUUCCGUCACCCUGCUGCUCGAUUGUGUCUUUUCUUUAAUUGUGUUCUUGCCCUCUUUCAAACUCCACCUAGCUCAAAGGGGUUCAGCUAUAUUCACUUUAACACUUUCAUGCAUCAGCGCCUCUCUCGUUUCUCUCGCUCCUACACAGACACAGACACAUACACACACACACACACACACACACACACACACACACACACACACACUGUCACACUUUUCAAAUGUAGCUUAAAUGACACAGCCUCUUACCGCUCUGGGUGUUCUCUCUCAAACUUCAUCUCCCGCUCACAACUCGGAUCCUGAAUGUAAAGUUGCCGAUGGAUCUCCUUCUCGUGACAACUUCUCAACUGCUUUGAAAGUAUCAGCAGCCUGACUGCAAAAUUCCACCCGUAACUGUGACACCAAGUCAUUGGGAUAUUUCUACUCAACAGGAAUUUUCUAAGGAGGUGCAGUAUGGCUGACAUCGAAUAUAAAAGUUCCAAUGCGACUGUGCUGUUCCUUUUUUUUUUACUACUAUGCCUAAUUGUAUUGCUGAUCUUCUUGUACAAGAAGUUGAACAAGGAGAGCGAAGGAAAAUAUACCAUCCGGCGCAUGGUGUAUAAGGAAGGGGGGCUCAGGGACCAGGUGAGAGGUGCGGCGACGUUCCUGGGGGAACGCCUCGGAGUCCAGCUGUGGCCUAACAGUGAAUCAGAAGAGGAUGGAGAGGAAAUGCAGGAAAUCCAAGAUGAGGAGGGACAGAUGGGGGGGCACAGUAGCCAGGGGUUUGACAGCGAAGAGGGCGAAGAGGACGAAGAGGACUUCGGUGAGAGGAACGGAAAACGAGGUGACACCUCAGAUGAGAACUCAAGUUUUGGGGAUCCGGAGGAGAGAGUCGGUCUAAUGGAUGAGCUAGAAGUCAAAGGAGAGACGGAGGAAAAGGAAGGAGAUGGGGAUGGUAAAGGAGAAGCAAGUGGAGGAGCUGGGUUGCAGAUAACCCUAAGUCAGUUCUCUGGAAGUGCCAACUGGUCUGGAGCAGAGGGAGGCGUCAGUGAUGUGACUGCACUGUGAGAACAGGAUCAGAAAACAUGAAAUACAAGGGAGGCUUAGGAAAUGCUCUUAAUCAGGAUUUAAGAAAUACUGAGGUCAUUCAAAAGCUCCAGUCCUCCCAGUUCACAGUUGAAUUCUGUUUUAGUUUCCCUACAUGAAGGUCUAAAUGUUGUCUUAAAGCCCUCAGUCAGGAAUAAAAUUCUGGUGGAGAAAUAUUGAAAGCUUAAUUUGUCUAUUUCUUGCAAGUCAGUUUUAAAAAUCCCCUUCAGACAUGUUUUACAAUAUGGAAAAAUACUCAGCUUUGAAUAGUAAUUUCUGUCUUGCCAGUUUCCACAUCACAUUUGUGUAAGUUGCAUAUUGGACCACGAUCGGCUCCAAACUAAUCGUGAUGUCGCACAUCGUACUCAUAGCUAUGUGCCUUAAACUCAGAUUUAAGGUGAGCAAUGAGAAACUUUCCACUUUCAGCAGAUGAAUGUGAAAACAGCU